AGGAAGGGCAAGAAAAAGGGGAGAGAGGCGAGGCGGGGGGGCUCUUCUGCUUGGCUCCAGGAAAAGCAGCUUCUCAACCCCCCCACCCCCAUUGCCCAGGAGAAGAAAACCAGCCCUUGCUGGGCAGCCACCCUUUGCCCCUGCUUUGUGCCUGCCUCUGCCCCUCUUUUGGGCUUUUAAAAAAUAUAUAUAUUUGAUCCCCCAUUAAACCAAGGAGGAGAAUGUGAAAAGGGGGGAAAAUGCCCAGGAGGAAGCAGGAGCAACCCAAGCGCCUCUCUUCACAUGGUACCCGGCAGGAAGAAGCUGAAGGUGAGCUUAGUGAGGAAGAUCACUGGUUUGGAAACUCUUCGGAAACCCCAUCAGAAGCAUCCUAUGGAGAAGUCCAGGAGAACUUCAAAUUAUCCUUUGAGGAUAGGAUCCAAGAACAGUCCACAUCUCCAGACACUUCCCUGGGGAGUGCAACUCCUAGCAGCAACACCCUGGAGCUAGCAGCUGUUGAGAACGAGGCUCUGAGGGACGUGUUACAGAAUAAAGAACACCUUUCUCCCGGUGUGUCUUCUGCAUGUGAAGAUGACACUCCUGGCCCAAAUAAGCCACUGAGUAGUAACCUGAGACGUCUGCUGGAGGCUGGUUCUCUCAAGCUAGACACUAGUGUUGCAGUUAACGGCAGGGUUGAGUCCCCUGUAAAUCUUGGCUCAAACAUCUCCUUUUCUCCACCUACGCAUCAUGCUCAGCAGCUAAGUGUCCUUGCUAGAAAGCUGGCUGAAAAACAGGAACAUAAUGACCAAUAUGGCACCAACAACCGGUUUAUAUGGAAUCAAGGCAAGUGGCUGCCCAACUCGGCACCAUCUUGCAGUUUGUCUCCGGACUCAGCCAUCCUAAAGUUGAAAGCAGCUGCCAAUGCAGUCCUUCAGGACAAGUCGCUUUCUCGAACUGAAGAUCCUAUCAGGUUUGAAACCUUUUCUUCGCCAUUUAGUUCCCAGUCUGCAAGCUCCACCUUAGCCGCACUAUCAAAGAAAGUCAGUGAGAGAAGCAUGACUCCUGGUCAGGACCACCCACCGCCAGCUAGCUCUUUUCUUUCUCUCGCCUCAAUGACUUCUUCAGCAGCCCUUCUCAAGGAGGUCGCUGCAAGAGCUGCAGGCAGUCUUUUGGCUGAGAAGAAAAAGUCACUGGUUGCAGAAGAUCCCCUGCAGCUUUCAGAUAUGAAGCAAGAGAAAGUAACUCCACCGCAGUCUUUGGAAUUAUUGUUACUCCCAGCCCCUAAAGGAAGAAGUUCUAAAACCUCUAAUCCAGCCUCAGAAGAAGAAGGUGGGAAACCUUUCCAGUGUCCAAUCUGUGGCCUAGUGAUAAAAAGGAAGAGCUACUGGAAGCGACAUAUGGUUAUACAUACAGGCUUAAAAAGCCAUCAAUGCCCUUUGUGUCCAUUUCGCUGUGCACGCAAGGACAAUCUAAAAUCGCACAUGAAGGUUCACCAACAUCAAGACCGGGGAGAGACAUUUCAGUGCCAGCUAUGCCCAUUUACCUCCUCUCGCCACUUCAGCCUCAAACUCCACAUGCGCUGCCACCAGCACUUCCUGAGGACAGAAGCCAAAGUGAAGGAAGAGAUCCCAGAAAUGGAUGUCAAGGGGUCGCCAUUGCUAAGUGACAACUCCAGAAUGGGGCAGCAGAUGGAUGGGGCAACAGACCACACAGGGACUGCUGCCGCCUCUAAAACUCCUGAGGUGGCUGGAUCUACUGUCCCACCUCUGCUGAUAAAAGAAGAGCCCAAAGAUGACAGCAGCACCCCCACGCCAACCUUCACUCUCAGUGUUGUUGACAGAAUCACCAACAACACAAAGCUAAAAGACUCCAUUGACUUUGUGACCAAUUCAGCGUCGGCACUUUUCAGCCAGGACAUCUCUGUCAAGAUGGCAUCAGAUUUUCUCAUGAAGCUCUCAGCUGCAAAUCAAAAAGAACCCUUGCCUCCUACAUUUAAAGUGAAAGAUGAACCGAAAGAUGAGGAAAAUGCAAGUUCCACUUUUCCUAAAUCUACUUACGUUUUUAGUCCUGAGCCUGAAACAUCUGCCCCAAGCCUUCCCGAGGAGAAUCUCAAGCCACAAGAAGUGCCGGCGAAUGUAUUGCAGCAGGACAUGUCUGUCAAAGCAGCAUCCGAACUUCUUAUGAAGCUAUCAGCGGAAAGUUGCAAGGAAUCUCAAAUAAUAAAGAUCAAAGAAGAGCCCAUGGAAGUUGAUAUUCAUGAUUCGCAAGCCUCAGUUUCACCUAGCCAAAACAUCAGUUAUAGCACUUUACUCAGGCAAGAGAUAACUGAACACAUACAAAAGAUACCAGAAGGCCGAGUGCUCCCAGAGAGAAACCUCUUCAGCCAAGAUAUAUCAGUAAAGAUGGCUUCAGAGCUACUUUUUCAGUUGUCAGAAAAAGUGAGCAAAGAGCACAAUCACUCUAAGGAUAACACCAUCACAUCUACAACUAGCCCUUUUUUCCCUGAAGAUACAUUUAGACAAUCACCAUUCACUUCCAACUCAAAAGAUCUCCUGUCUAAUGAGACUGCUGUUCAUGGAAGGACAACAGUACCAGAAGCAGAGAAGAUAGGGCUGGAGGCUGGAAAUGGGUUACCAUCUUGGAAAUUUAAUGACCAGCUCUUUCCCUGUGAUGUGUGUGGAAAAGUGUUUGGCCGACAGCAGACGUUGUCCCGACAUCUCUCCCUGCACACAGAAGAGAGAAAAUACAAAUGCCAUUUGUGCCCAUAUGCUGCUAAGUGCCGUGCUAACCUGAACCAGCACCUGACUGUCCAUUCCGUGAAGCUGGUGAGUACAGACACUGAGGACAUUGUCAGCGCUGUCACUUCCGAAGGCAGUGAUGGAAAGAAGCACCCUUAUUACUACAGUUGUCAUGUGUGUGGAUUUGAAACCGAGAUGAAUGUCCAGUUUGUCAGUCAUAUGUCGCUUCAUGUGGAUAAAGAACAGUGGAUGUUUUCUAUUUGCUGCACAGCCUGUGACUUUGUUACCAUGGAGGAGUCAGAUAUGAAGGCUCAUGUCGCCACCAAGCAUGCAGGUGAAGAGAGGAAGACUCCAAGCGACUCAAACAGCCCUUCGUCUUCUUCCCUGUCAGCACUUAGCGAUUCUGCCAACAGCAAAGAAGAUGCAGAUACCAGCCCCAAGCCCAAGGCUUCAAACAACCUGCUAGUUAUUUCCGUAGUGCCUGGUAGUCAGACCUUAUUGAACACGGAAGAAAAAGCAGAGAAAGGUUUUGAAUGUGUUUUCUGUAACUUUGUCUGCAAAACAAAAAACAUGUUUGAGCGCCAUUUGCAAAUCCACCUGAUUACACGGAUGUUUGAAUGUGAUGUGUGCCACAAGUUCAUGAAGACUCCUGAGCAGUUACUGGAGCACAAGAAAUGCCACACUGUCCCCACCGGUGGGCUCAAGUGCCCAUUCUGCAUUUACUCCACCAACCGCCCCGCAGCGAUGGAAUGCCAUUUGAAGACCCACUACAAAAUGGAAUACAAGUGCCGGAUCUGCCAGGCAGUGAAAGCCAAUCAGUUGGAGCUGGAAAUGCACAUCCGGGAGCAUCGCCUUGGCAACCAUUACAAGUGUGACCAGUGUGGCUACCUUUCCAAGACGGCCAACAAGCUGAUAGAGCAUGUGCGUGUACACACCGGGGAGCGCCCUUUCCACUGUGACCAGUGCAGCUACAGCUGCAAACGCAAAGACAAUCUCAACCUGCACAAGAAGCUCAAGCACGCUCCCCGCCAGACUUUCAGCUGCGAAGAGUGCCUCUUCAAGACCACCCACCCUUUUGUCUUCAGCCGCCAUGUGAAGAAGCACCAAAACGGGGACUGCUCCGAAGAGGAGAAGAAGGGCCAAGGGGCAACCUCCAAGGAAGCCAGCCCUCUCCUAGCUGCCAACAGUCCCCGGAGCCUCUUGUCACCUCUCUCGGUGAUGUCUGCCUCCCAGGCGCUGCAGACGGUGGCCAUGUCGGCUGCUCACGGCGGCGGGGCAGAGCCAAACCUGGCACUUAAGGCCUUGGCCAUCAACGGCACUUCCCUGUGCUUUGACAAGUACCGGAACUCUGAGUUUGCCCACCUCAUUCCCUUAACCAUGUUUUUCCCCAAGAACCACUUUGAGAUCACAUUCCAUGCGCCCAGGCCACAGACUGUACGGCCGGACGACACUUCGCCGAAGCACUCCUUCCUUGCCUACCUUGGACUAACAGAAAGGGCAGAAACUGUCUGAGGGCAGCCACGUACUCUACCAAAAAAAUAAUACUCUCCGCCCACCCCCCCAACAGACUCCCAACUGGUAUAUGCAUUGCUGCAAACCAUACACCCAAGAGGUAUGGCUGGCUGAACAUUUGUACUAUAGAUCAUUAGUAGUAAGGUGUAGGAAAAAAUGGCUCUGUGUGUCUCCUUAAAUGCAUUGACAUGAAGGCUGCUUUAUUAAAACUCUUCAGAAAGUGACCUCCUGCAUACCUUCAGAGGCAUGUUCCCAGUACUCUUAUCUAAGAAACUAUUUUGUCUUGUUUAAGCUGAACAAGAGCGUCCUUAAAGGCAAUCAGCACUUGCUUAAGGUUACAUAUUGAUGCAUUUUCCUUUUGAGAUGGUGAGAGUGAGUGUGUCUGAAGGGAGAGUCAGUGUGCCAUGACAUUGCUUUUGCACAUCCUUUUGUACUGGCUUAUUUAAUAAUGAACACAUGAAACUGCCUUAUAUACUGAGUUGGAUCAGUGCUCCACCUAGCCCAGUAACGUCCACUCUGACAGGCAGCCGUUCUCCAGGGUCUCAGGCAGGGGUCCUUCCCAGCCCACCUGCUCUCUGGGAUUAUUUAACUGGAGAUGCUGAAGAUUGAACCUGGGACAUUUAUACAUGCAACGCAUGUGCUCUACCACUGAGCUGCAGCCCCCUCCCCUCGUGAUGAUUAUUGCAGUUCUCCAGUCUCACCACCUUGCCUGCCUAGCUUUAUUUUACAGUUACUGGAAUGCAGAUACAGCAAUGCUAGGUUUGAGGAGAACUGGCAUGCCAGUCAGCACUACUUGGGAUUUGCUUAGUGUACUAUAGUGCUUGCUUUGGCCUCAGAUCUGAGAAUUCAAGGAUGAACAAGAGGAGCAGGAAUUGCUUCUAGCUCUGCAAGGUUAAGGCUGUUUUACAUGUUACAUCUCCCCCAGCUGGCAGUAAUAAUAUCUGUGUAGGCAAAUGCAUGGACACUGUAGUGUUGGACAUGUAAUAUGGUUUUACUCGGUGUACAUGGACUGGGUAGACACUGUGCAUACAGGCUGCCUCUUCCUUGCCCCCCCAAGCACUCCUACCACCCUUGAAAUGUUACAGUGAACAUGCAUAUCCCACCACAGAGAUGGUUUUUUUCCUUCGUAGAGAUAAUGUAUGAAAUAGCCCUGAACAAACAUAAGUGAACAGACACUUGGUGCAGAUCAAGGUGGUGGAAUCUGCAACCCUCCAUCUGUUGUUAGACUUGUCUCCCAUUGGCCUCCAGCAAACAUGGCCAGGGGUGAUGGGAGUUGUAGUCCAGCAACCUCUGGAGAGCCCAAGGUUCCCAUUCCUGGUGCAGACAGACCUGUAAACAGCAAGUGCAAUUCAUACAUGCACAAGGUCAGAUUCUUCUGUAACUCAGGGCCACUUCUUACAAUAAGUUUUGUAUUUGAGUACAGCUAUCCAAGCAUCAAUUUUAAAUGGGGCACAUGUAUUGCAUUUAAAUCACUACUUUUCUUUGUAAAAUAAAUGGAGUCGGGAAUCUGAUCGUUUCCCCAUCACGUUUCUGUCUCGUUCACUGGGAAGAGAUGUGAUUUAAACACACGUGCACCAUUCAAAACUGAUGUAAGGUCAAUACAAAAAAGUAUCUCAUACCAAGAAGCCCUCUUGAUCAUAGAUCAAACAUACACAUUCUCAGUAUGUAUUAAUGCAGUGAUUACCUUGGUUUGAAAAGACAAGAGUGUACAUUCUACAGAGAUUAAAUCCAGGAAUGGGGAUUUUUAAAAGGAAGGGGUUUGCUAUAUUCUGGGUAUAAAUGCUCAGACUAAAUAAAGGCAGGUUUUGCACAGUGCUUGAGUCUUGCACUAGUAUGUUUCUCACUUGCAAAAAAAAAGGAAAGAAAAGAAA
Lacerta agilis (Sand lizard) is the source of this 6100-nucleotide messenger RNA. It is a transcript of the gene ZNF827, whose product is annotated as zinc finger protein 827. The transcript is spliced from 14 exons. The record is from RefSeq and is a predicted model, not a curated record. Lineage: Eukaryota; Metazoa; Chordata; Lepidosauria; Squamata; Lacertidae. Gene Ontology annotation, biological process: regulation of gene expression. Gene Ontology annotation, cellular component: nucleus. Bases 240 to 4229 code for a protein of 1329 amino acids.